This is a messenger RNA of Dreissena polymorpha, 811 nucleotides long. Its product is annotated as hemagglutinin/amebocyte aggregation factor-like. NCBI's taxonomy places the organism in Eukaryota, Metazoa, Mollusca, Bivalvia, Myida, Dreissenidae. The coding region runs from base 183 to 734 and encodes 183 amino acids. The record is from RefSeq and is a predicted model, not a curated record. The transcript is spliced from 5 exons.
AGGCCACGUGUUGCUGUUAUAGAAAUAGGAACUAUUAUGAUUGUAUGUGAUUUUCCGUAUCACAAGACUGUGUGAAACGGACACAUGGUACACACGAACAUAAUUUAAUUGCAAUACUGGUACUGUAAAGAUCAUCAGAACAGUCGUUGUCGAGUGCUAUUUUGUUACUACACAACAUCACUAUGAUUUUUCAUCUCGUGCUCCUAUGUUGGGGAACAACCGUUACAUAUGCACAGAACUAUGUAAACAACUUCGACCAAGAGUUUUCCUUCACGUGUGACCAUCCUUAUCAGACGAUAAGUCACGUUGAAAGUAUUCAUGACAACGGUGCAGAAGACCGCCGUUUUGCAUUUGGUUGUCGGGAUGUUCUACCAGACCAGAAAGGCUCGAGGCCACAAUGCUAUUGGUCAGGUUUCGAAAACCAGUACGACCUUCCUGUAGUUUUCCAGUGUCCCAGGAACAAUUACAUCAACGGCAUGGGUAGUGUCCAUGACAAUGGAGCAGAAGACAGGAUCUGGAAGUUCUAUUGUUGUCAACUACCUGAUAUCCACAUGUUCGACUGCAGUUUUACUGACUGGACGAACGUAUUUGACGGAGCCCAGAACUUCAACAGUCCGGACGGUCUGGUCAUGAAAGGGAUGGACUCGUAUCACGACAACAAUUUUGAAGACCGAAGGUUCAAGUACGAGCUUUGCACGCCUUAUGUGAUGGACGGACUAAUCGUCGUUGGAUAGUGACAAUAUACAGUUGUUAAUUGAUUGUAUCCUCUUUAUUUGAUCGCCAAAUAUACUAUGUACAAUUGUUGUUAUUA